This is a messenger RNA of Limulus polyphemus (Atlantic horseshoe crab), 1036 nucleotides long. RefSeq names its product ribosome biogenesis protein NSA2 homolog (gene Ip259). The transcript is spliced from 3 exons. The record is from RefSeq and is a predicted model, not a curated record. Lineage: Eukaryota; Metazoa; Arthropoda; Merostomata; Xiphosura; Limulidae. Bases 202 to 984 code for a protein of 260 amino acids. Gene Ontology annotation, cellular component: nucleolus; preribosome, large subunit precursor. Gene Ontology annotation, biological process: maturation of LSU-rRNA; maturation of 5.8S rRNA.
UGUCGUUGUAGUACACUAAGAAUAGACCCAUUAACUACAGCCUUGUCGAAAUUAACGUGCGUAAAGCUAGGCCUACUACUACUACCACUAUCAGUAAUAGUAACUGUGGCUUUAUAAGAAAGGGUGCAUAAGAAGCCAACGUCAGCUUCACCAAGUUUUUCAUGUGUUUAUAAAAAGAGAUAACAUCCCAACCAAAGCAGAAUGCCACAGAAUGAACAUAUUGAAUUACACCGGAAGAGGUAUGGUUACCGUCUGGAUUACCAUGAACGAAAGAGAAAAAAGGAGGGGCGUAAGCCCCACGAAAUGGCAGAGAAGGCAAAAAAGCUUCGUGGUCUUAAGGCUAAGAUGUACAACAAGCAGAGGUUUACUGAAAAGGUCCAGAUGAAGAAGACGAUGAAGAUGCAUGAGGAAAGGAAAACUAAACAGAAGACAGAAGACAAUGUACCUGAAGGAGCAGUGCCAGCAUACCUAUUAGACAGAGAGGGGCAGUCUCGAGCAAAGGUCUUGUCCAACAUGAUUAAGCAGAAACGAAAAGAGAAAGCAGGAAAAUGGGAUGUACCAUUACCCAAAGUUAGAGGAGUAAGUGAAGCAGAAGUAUUUCGUGUCAUCAAAACAGGUAAACGUAAGAAGAAAGCUUGGAAACGUAUGGUAACUAAAGUGUGCUACGUAGGAGAAGGAUUUACCCGUAAACCCCCAAAAUUCGAGCGUUUUAUCCGACCAAUGGCAUUACGUUUUAAGAAAGCUCAUGUUACUCACCCUGAACUGAAAGCAACAUUUUCUCUUCCAAUCAUUGGUGUAAAAAAGAACCCCAGUUCUCCCAUGUACACUUCUCUGGGUGUGAUUACAAAAGGGACCAUCAUUGAAGUAAACAUCAGUGAACUUGGUUUAGUAACGCAGGGUGGUAAAGUAGUAUGGGGUAAAUAUGCACAGGUUACCAAUAAUCCAGAAAAUGAUGGCUGUAUUAAUGCUGUUUUACUUGUAUAAAAGUAUAUCACCAUUAUAUUAUGAAUGAAAUAAAAAGUAGGUUGAUAUUGAA